This is a messenger RNA of Cyphellophora europaea CBS 101466, 543 nucleotides long. RefSeq lists its product as uncharacterized. The transcript has 2 exons. The coding region runs from base 1 to 543 and encodes 180 amino acids. NCBI's taxonomy places the organism in Eukaryota, Fungi, Ascomycota, Eurotiomycetes, Chaetothyriales, Cyphellophoraceae. The record is from RefSeq and is a predicted model, not a curated record.
AUGGGCGACGCAACUGUCAACGGCGAUAUGCCUCAAUCCCAGGUCCUCAGCCACAUCUCCUCAUACCCUGCCGUUAGCGACGGCAUCUCUUACUUCAAGGGCAACCCUUAUGGCGCCAAAUCUAUCGAGGUGACCAAUGCUGGCUACGCCAAGUUCAUCAAGCCCGCUCUCCCCUACUUCGAGGCCCCUGCCUCCUACGCGAAGCCCUAUGCCGCUAAGGCCGACGAGAUCGGUGACAAGCUCUUGACCAAGGUUGACGAGCGUGUGCCCAUCGUCAAGUCCGAGACAAAAGACAUUCAGAAGUCCAUCUCGGAUCUGAUCUACUGGCCCUUCACCAAGGCUACCGAGACCAAGGACUGGGCUUUCGAUACCUACAGCUCCGAGUACAAGAAGUGUGGCGGCGAUGGCUAUGUUGCUGGUGGCAAGGCUGCCGUCACCACUCCCCUCGUCCUUGGAUCGGAAGUUCUGCAGUGGCUUAGCAGCUUCCUGCAGGCCAAGAAGGAUGAGGCCAAGCAAGUCGUGGCCGAGAAGACCAACAACUAA